Molecule: messenger RNA, 2220 nt
Organism: Oryza sativa Japonica Group (Japanese rice)
Lineage: Eukaryota; Viridiplantae; Streptophyta; Magnoliopsida; Poales; Poaceae
Product: serine/threonine-protein kinase PBL34
Biological process (GO): protein phosphorylation
Molecular function (GO): ATP binding; protein kinase activity
Source: RefSeq, a predicted model, not a curated record
UGGUUGGUUGGUUGGCUCGCCUCCACUCCAAUCCGCGCAGGCAGCGACAACUCGCUGGGGGUGACGGCGACCACUCCUCCACACCUGCGCGCGCGCAGAAAAGCUACUACUACUACUACCGCCUUUCCACCACCACCGACGCCGUCAUCAUGACGGCGGCGACGACGACGAUCCACACCGGCAGCCGCACUGGUGGUGGCCGCGGUGGUGGUGACGCCCCACUGCCACUCACUGAUCCACCCGGCCGCGCGCGAGCUAAGCUAAGCUAGUAGCUAGCUGCCUAGCUCGGCUCCACUCGCUUUCUGAUCUUGCUUCGCCUACUUGUCUACUCCCACGCACGCACGCACGCACCAGCGCUGUCCCUCCUAAUUCUCUUCUCCUCCCUUUCGCUUUCGCUUUUUUGGGCGCACUUAUCUAUUGGGGUUUGGACGGCGACGGGGCAAAGAAGAAGAAGCCCAAGAACCGGUCAUCUCGAGCUCUCGAUGGAUUCAGCGCCGGUAGGACUCGAGGCUAGUUAGCUAGCAGCAGCAAGAAGCGGUUCUUUGUUUGUUUUUAGCUCCGAUUUUGGGCCUGCAAGAAGAGAUGCCUUCCCGGCGGAGGGAGGAGCGCGGGUGCGGGUGCUGGGCGGCGGUGGCGCGGGGGCUACGUGGGGCAUGCUUCCGGCCGGCGGGGGUGGCGGCGGCGGCGUCGGGGGCCGACGAGAAGGGCGCGGCGGGGGGCUCCGCCAAGGGGAGCCACGUCCACGACGCAGUUUUUGGGUGAGGUGCUCAAGCAUUUUGUUUUUCUCUAUAACAGCAGAGACCAGAUAUCUAAAUGCUAGCAAUCGAGAGCUUGGUGAUCAUUUUCAGACAAACCUUGAUGAUGAAAAUGGUGUAAAUGCAUCAACUGAAAAGAAACUUCUUCGGUUUACUUUCCAAGAGUUGAAAUCUGCCACUGUUAACUUUAGGCCAGAUAGUAUUCUUGGAGAAGGUGGGUUUGGGUAUGUAUUCAAAGGAUGGAUUGAUCCAAACAGCACAUCUCCUGCAAAACCCGGUACUGGUCUUACAGUUGCUGUCAAAAGUUUGAAGCAGGAUGCACUUCAAGGUCACAGAGAAUGGGUGGCGGAAGUUGACUUUCUGGGACAGCUGCAUCACAAACACCUUGUUAAGCUGAUUGGAUACUGUAUCGAGGAUGACCAAAGGUUGCUUGUAUAUGAAUUCAUGGCCCGGGGAAGUCUUGAAAACCAUCUUUUCAGAAGGGCUCUUCCCCUACCUUGGCCCUGUAGAAUGAAGAUCGCUCUCGGUGCUGCUAAAGGGCUAGCCUUUCUCCAUGGAGGUCCCAAACCAGUAAUUUACAGGGAUUUUAAGACAUCAAAUAUUCUUCUUGAUGCGGAGUACAAUGCAAAACUUUCAGAUUUUGGGUUAGCGAAAGCUGGUCCUCAAGGCGAUAAAACUCAUGUCUCUACACGGGUUGUCGGUACCUAUGGUUAUGCUGCACCCGAGUAUGUAAUGACAGGACACUUGACAUCCAAGAGCGAUGUAUAUAGCUUCGGAGUAGUGUUACUCGAGAUGUUAACCGGUAGACGAUCAAUGGACAAGAAGCGGCCUACUGGGGAGCAGAACCUAGUGGCAUGGGCGAGGCCGUAUCUAAGUGAUCGGCGAAGGCUCUACCAGCUCGUAGAUCCUCGCUUGGGGCUGAACUAUUCAGUAAGAGGGGUGCAGAAGGUUGCUCAGAUCUGCUACCACUGCCUCAGCCGUGACACCAAGUCUCGUCCGACAAUGGAUGAAGUUGUCAAGCACCUGACGCCGUUGCAGGACCUAAAUGACAUGGCGUCUGCAUCAUAUAGACCUCGAUCAUCUCAGCGUGGAAAGGCACGUCGGUGAUGGCCGGAUCCACUGCUAAAAAGCAGCGAAAUUUGAUGAUUUUUAAGGUCAUUUCCGGGUGCUUUGUUUUGGUUUUAAUUGUAUAGUGAAACUAGGCUUGAUAAUCCUCAAAUCCCUGGAGAUGUGACGCCCCCUGAUGUCUAAUCUCGCUUAUUAGAUGAUCAGCCGAACACUGUGUUUGGUGGCUGGUUGCACAAGCGAAAAACGGCAUGUACGUGUGGUUGGCUGCAACGUGUAAUAACAACUUAUUUUUCUGACAAGGGCUGAUCAUCCGGUUGAUGCUUUCCAACUGUGAAUACCGAAUACUACUUUCGAGAUGCAUGGUAAUAUAGUGGAAAGGGGUGUGUGGUUUAACCCU